Messenger RNA from Tripterygium wilfordii, 1329 nucleotides. RefSeq names its product protein unc-50 homolog. Lineage: Eukaryota; Viridiplantae; Streptophyta; Magnoliopsida; Celastrales; Celastraceae. The record is from RefSeq and is a predicted model, not a curated record. Bases 201 to 959 code for a protein of 252 amino acids. Gene Ontology annotation, cellular component: Golgi membrane. The transcript is spliced from 10 exons.
UGUGUGUGUCACUCCAGAGUCGAGAGUUGGUGACGAAUAAUCCCAAGGCUCAAACUCAGAGUAAUAAAAAAUUAAAACGUCCUCGUUUUUAGUCCUCUCUUUAUCGCAUCUGAAACACCGUAAGCAGAGGUCUGAAGCAUACACCCACAGAUCUUCGAUCAAGGAAUUGAAGGCGAAGAAGAAGACGAGACUAAGCAAAAAUGCUGCCCACGGUCUCUAAAGGGCGUUCUUCUUCCUCCGCGUCUCGAGCCAAUUCCAUGUCCCCUCAGUACCUCCGUCGAAUUGUGAAGUGGCAACAAAUGGAUAUUGAAUAUACUUUCUGGCAAAUGCUCCACCUAUGCACCUCACCAAAAGUUGUCUAUCAGCAUACUAAGUAUCAUAAACAAACUAAAAAUCAAUGGGCACGUGACGACCCUGCUUUUGUUGUGAUCUGCAGCCUCCUUUUGGUGGUUGCAACUUUGGCUUAUUGUGCUGCGUAUGAUCAUAGCGCAACGCAUGCUGUAUUCGUGGUUAUUUCAGUAUUGCUUUUCCAUUUUCUAAUUACUGGAGCACUUAUAGCGACAUGUUGUUGGUUCCUGACGAAUGCUUACCUACGGGAAGAGGUUCCAAAUAGUCAUGUGGUUGAGCAACGUGUUGAAUGGCUCUAUGCGUUUGAUGUGCACUGCAAUUCUUUCUUUCCAAUGUUUGUUGUGCUAUACGUUAUACAAUUCUUUCUUUCACCUCUUUUGGUAGCCCAUGGUUUUUUACCCUUACUUCUAUCAAAUCUACUUUUCAUGGUGGCGGCCUCUUACUACCAUUAUCUCAACUUCUUGGGCUAUGAUGUACUACCGUUUCUGGAAAGGACCACAUUUUUCCUCUAUCCAAUUGGGGCUGUCAUUGUCCUUUCUCCUAUCUUGAUUUUAAGUGGAUUCAAUCCUUCCAGAUACUUUAUGAAUAUGUACUUUAGUCAAAGGUUAUGACUUGCUAGGGUUAACACAUAGGAUGGAAUAUAUUGAGUGAGUUGGGAAACCGAAUUCAUAGAUAAUAGAUUACAUGAAGUGGAGGAAUGCGCUAGAGGAAAAGUAUGGAUUGCAACAUGAAACAGCAUCGGCAGCUUCUUUACGCUUUCUGUUCCCAUGGCGUGUGGCUGUCGAGGUAGGAAAAUUUUUUCAGUGAUCCAAUUACUAGUCUAACCAAUCAACUGAAUGUAAUGAUUUUGCGUGUAUUGUCAAUUUUGUUUGGAAAAUUUAAGCUGAGUUUCAGUUUGUGAAUUUUAUAGUUUUUAUUUGUUAUAUCUGAAUUCUCAAUUCAGCAUAAAUCAAAUAUGAGCUAUUUUUUGAGUUUGCCAUC